Molecule: messenger RNA, 1816 nt
Organism: Papaver somniferum (opium poppy)
Lineage: Eukaryota; Viridiplantae; Streptophyta; Magnoliopsida; Ranunculales; Papaveraceae
Exons: 6
Coding region: 908-1684 (258 amino acids)
Biological process (GO): snRNA export from nucleus
Source: RefSeq, a predicted model, not a curated record
CCUGAGUUUAAUUAAUUUUUACACUUAAUUGAUUAUCCUAUGGGAAGAAAGAUAGAAGAAUUAUCAGGGAAACCCAUACAAUUUACAUCAAAAUCUAAACCACUUGUUCUCUUUUCUUUUCGUGAUGACGACAAGUCCCUUAUCCACAGCCUGUUCAAUCAAGUACUCAUUCGAGCUCAUGCUUUCUAACACCUUCUUCAAUCAAACACAACACCAUAUCGAUUGUUUUGCUGUUGUAGAGCAUCACUGAGAAUCCAGCCUUCAAGUCUCCAUCUCGAUCUCAAAUCGGUCCAUUAAUUCACAUAAAUCAACAUCAGCAAAACCAUUAAUUUGAUUCUUCCAGUGAUGUAUUCGAUAAAAGAAGCCAUGAAAAAAAAAACAGAGGAAGAAUAAGGAAAGAAAUAAUUUAAGAAAAUAUGGAUGUGAGGGAAAUUUUGACGUAAAAAUGGGUGCGAGCGUGACUUUCUGUAGGCGUGGGUUUAUCAGUGAAAAAAACCAAAAAAUGGGUGGCACCCUAAGUUUCACUUUGACAAUUUGUUCAUUCUCUUACUGAUUCCCGCGAAACAGGUACAUUGGACGCUCUUCUCAGUUUUCUCUUUAUAAGACCCAACUGGUGGUUCGAACUCACGACAUCUGUCUCAAUUUCACACCAAAGGGGUAUUUGGUCAAUUCAAAUAGAAUAUCAAUAUUAUAAAAUCUCACAUUCUCAGUCUGGUAAUCUCUUCGGAAAUCCGACACUUGCAUCAUCAUCAUCUCCUUCUCUCGCACUCAUCACUCACAUAUAUUUUGAAGACCAAAUGAAGAUGCCGUGAAGUUUUUCUUGACUUCUGAGCUUACUGCAAGCAGUAAAACAACCAUUUUUCUGGAGAUAAACCACCUGAAUCGUUGGUGUUGGAAGCUAGGUUUCAUGGAGGGGAGUGAGAAUCUAUUAAAGGCCAUCUAUGAAGAUGAAAGUCUAGAAGAUUAUCAAGAUGAUGACAUGCUUGAUUCAGAGACUUUAGAAGAAGGGGAGUGUAGAAUACAAAUUGGAAGUUUGCAAUUGACUGAAACUAGUAAGUCUGAGGAUGGAGAGUGCACGGGGAAGAUUGGAGACUUAGGAUUGACAGAAAUGGGAACCAGGGGUGACGUUUCAGUAAACCAACCAUCUAAUAGCAAAAUCCGCAAGCGCCAGGCGAAGAAGAAGAAGAAUAAAAACAAGAAGACUGGUCCUGCCCCAGCUAUCAACAACAUGAAUAAGUUCGUUAUUGAUACUUGUAAACGCUUGAAGGAGAGAAAACCUUAUCUGGUUUGGAAUGCUGUGGGUAUUCUUGGUGUCUCUGCUCUGGGCGAUCUUGUAAAUGAGGUUGAUGCAAUUCAGGCAUGUGGAGGACAGAUGACUGCUGAUGGAAAGCGUCAUCGCAAUGGUGGUGGCAUAUUAUGGGGGAUUCUGAAGAAACGUGACCCUAAUGCUUACAAAGAGAUAAUGGCCAAGGGCAGGGAAAUUGAGAGGCAAUUCAAACAACAAGCGCCGAAAGAAUUAAACCCUGUUAACCACGCAUUAGAUGGCUCUGCUCUUGCACCUCCUCUAAACAGCAGAACAAGACCUUCCAAUAUAAAAGGAGAACGUAUUUCGGUUAUGAAUAGGAUUCGGGUACCUGUAACUUAUGAUGACUUGCUUGUAGAUGAAGUGGAGAGCCAUGAGUGAACUUGAUGAUAUAUUUUUUCUAAACCUUGUGUAAAGAAUGCAAUCUAAAUUUUCUUCCUUGGGAAUUUUUUAUAUUUUCCUCUGGGAAAAUUAUGUUUCUCUAAUAGAAGUGAAAACAAUUGAGUCUCUCUA